Protopolystoma xenopodis is the source of this 1077-nucleotide messenger RNA. Lineage: Eukaryota; Metazoa; Platyhelminthes; Monogenea; Polystomatidea; Polystomatidae. The record is from the annotation of a GenBank genome assembly.
AUGGGCUUCAAAGUAUCUUAUCGAAGCGUCAGCUGCUUAUUCAGAAAACAAAAUCUGCGUCUAAAUUUGGAUAUACAAGGGUGCUUCCGCUCUGUGGCGGCAGCACAGACGACUCAACCGCCACUCUACUCCACUUCCACCAGUUUUGUUUCUAAGCUAGAACCUGCUGUUUCCAUUUCACUGACAACCUCAACGGUAGACUUUACCAGCUCAAGUGUCUCGACAACUUCUCGAUCCAUCAAUCCCAACUCACUCCUCCCAACGACUCAAAUGAGGACCACAAGUCUAUUUACUUCAGGCUCAUCUCCCAGCACAACUACCGCCCCCAGUACUAGUUUCGUCCCCACAACAUUUGGCCAUUUCAGCACCAAUGUCUCCCAUUACGAGUUUUCCACACCUGCAGCUCCCACCAGAGGGCCCCAUCCACCAGCCUGCGGCAAUAUCACUGCGUUCAGGACUACAGAUAAUCAAAAGCCCGAAGUCUACCUUUCUGUGGAGCAGAAAAAGCCUGGAAUAGAGAUGGACUUCCUACCAAUUAGACAGUCAGAGCAGCACCAUAUGGACGGAGUGAAUACUAGUUGGGUAGAGUUGGGCGAUGAAGGUUGCAGCGUUCACCUACACAAUGCCGAGCUCAUUCGCCUUCAUGCCAAAAUAAAUGAGACCGGCUUUAUUUUCGCUUCUGUCUACUUCAAACUAAGUCUAAACUGGGGCGUGGACAACGUUACGAUGACACUCAUUUCAUCACGGAAAAGGAUAGCGGAACGGAUUUUAAUGAAUAUUAGUCAGGAAAAUAGAAUGUUCCCUCUUGAAAUGGAAAUCGACGAGAUCCUACUCGAGGCAAAAACGGUGCUAUUUUCACAGGCGAUCAUGACGCUGCAAUCCUACAUCUGCCAUAGGGAGCUGCCUAUCUCCACUUCACCUACAAUCUCCACCACUUCAGAGACCGCUUUCACAACACCUUAUUUGCCAUUUUCCGAAUCUUCAGCAGCAUUAGGAACGACAACUGCAAUCUCCGAAUGUAUCCCUGUGUCGGGGAUGCUGUCGAAGGAUGUACGUUUCUUUUAUACUUUCCUUUAG